Molecule: messenger RNA, 516 nt
Organism: Periconia digitata
Lineage: Eukaryota; Fungi; Ascomycota; Dothideomycetes; Pleosporales; Periconiaceae
Source: the annotation of a GenBank genome assembly
AUGUCACACCGCAUAGCAAAAAAUUGUCACUCAAGACGACUACCGUCGGAGAAUCUCAGUCGCGGCAGAGCAGUGACCGCAGCUCCCCAUCUGCCAGUCAUCCUUCCCAGAUACAAACCUGGUGAAAGUAGUACAGCCUCUCCGCAACUUUUCCAAGAAAUCAGAUGCCAGCGAAUUUUCCACCGUGACUAGGCCCCGCCACCCUACUUCCCGCCUCAAGUCAUCCCGGUUCACGGCCCUGACCUCGACGACCCCUGAUCAGUUACACAAAGUCACGAAAGACUCUCACCCACGUAACACCAAAAGCUGCUUCCCCCCACGAUGCCAAGGGGAAUUCUGCUUCUACUCAGGAGAGAAGAGGAUACCGUGCGGAAGUGGGGGGGUCAACGAGAAGCCACGUAAGACCUGCAUAACCAUAACUCGAGCCCGAGCAGAUUCGCAUCGAACCAAGUGUGAGGGAGGGGAGGGGUAUUCAAUACGCCACGCACAGCGAAAGAAUGCUUUCUGUCGCUCCGU